GAAGUUGGAUUGCUCUCCGGAUUUGCGUGCGUCGUUCCGUUUUGUCAGUUAUUUUGAAAAUUAAGGGAACUGGUAGACAGGAAAAAAAUUAAAGUUGGAAGGCAGUGGAUCAGGGUGUGUUACGGUUAAAUAGGAUGCGGAAAGUGCAAAUAGAAUGAGUAUUCAGGGUAAUAUGGGCAUAUUGUUUGUGAAGUAGCACCGACAGUGGGGGAUUAUCUAAAAUUACAGUGGAGUUUUCAGUAGAUGAUUUAAUUGUGGUGAGAUUUGAGGGUGUUGUUGUUUACAAGAGGCUGAUCUACUGUUUAAUGCGAAGUGAUAUCUUUGUGGGGUGUGCUUUGGAGUGGUUACGAGAUGAAUUUUCACAUGAUUUCUGGAUAGAUUUGGCUGUACUUUAAAUUAUCGGGUUGAUCUAGGAUAUGAAUCUGCACUGCAAAGUUUCGAAUUCUGGGAAGCAGCUCGAAGGUUCUGAUCAUCAAACAUUAACUUCAGAGCGUCUGCACUGAAGUACAACGUCGUUAAGGGAGAAUAUUGGAUACGCUCCUGAAAAAACAACUACAGUGAAAUUUUAUUUUGAUCCCAUGUGGAAGGACUUAUCAUCAUGACAACGUUAUUUCGCGGAAUCAUUUAUAUGUUCGCUUUUGGCUGUUUAUUCAUGGUCACAUCCAUUAACAGCCUAUCCCUACCGAUAUUUGCUUACGGCGAGGACGAGAUACUAAUUGGAUUAUCCGAAUGCCCCAUUGGGUACUUCCAUUGUCUGAAUGAUACAAAAUGUAUAUUACAAAAAUUGAACUGUGAUGGUCAAGUAGACUGUGAUGAUAAUUCCGACGAAAUGAACUGCGAAGAUGAGCACAAUUCCCAGUAUUACGACGAUUUACAUCGCAAACAACCACAUGGAUUAUUCGAUAACACUCCAAAAGGACGAUGUUUUUGGAAACAGGAGAACUAUUCGUGCGACUGUCGGGGCACACAAUUCUUGUGCCGAUUCAAGCAAUUAACAGAGCUCCCUCUAAAUCUUCCACUUUUUGAUAUUAGUAUGUUAGAUUUAACAGGAAAUUCGUUUCCAGUAUUGACGAGGAGUACACUACGUAAUUUGCCUCAAGUUGAGAUGCUAGUUCUUAAGUUUUGUAAUAUUUCGGAAAUUCAGCCUUUUGCGUUCGAAAGUAUUCGAGAUGCUCAGCUUUUAGAAUUAUAUCUGGACGAGAACAAUAUUGAGAGGCUUCCUCCUAAUAUGUUUCCAGCCAACAACGAAUUAGAAGUCCUGAUACUUUCCGGGAAUAAGAUCAGCGAAUUGCAUUCAUAUGACUUUGAAAACUUGGAAUAUCUGACUGAAUUAGAUUUGCGUCGCAACAGGAUAUCGACAUUUUCCGAGGACGUAUUCAAACCGCUCGCCAACCUAUCGAUACUACAUUUGAAUGAGAACCAGAUACAGAAGAUUGAACCCGGCAUGUUUCCACCGAUGAACUUGUUGGAAACAUUAUCCUUGGCCCAGAAUGAGAUUUGGACAGUUGAUAAGGAUUCGUUCAACUUUAUUAAUUUAAGGCAUCUAUAUUUAUCAGGAAAUCGCCUGUAUGAGGUGCACAAUGACACAUUCCAAGGAGUUCCUCGACUCGAAGGGUUGAAUUUGGACGACAAUAAAAUCUACCACUUCGAACUGGAAGCAUUUAGAGGGGUUGAAAAUUUAACAUCACUUCUAUUGAAGGGAAAUCGAUUUGAAACGCUCGAUCCGAGAGUUUUGCAGAAUUUGCAGAAUCUGAAGUAUAUUUACUUCUCGUCCUUUCAUUUAUGCCGGGCAGCUCUCCAUGUUCGAGUUUGCGAGCCGAAAGGAGACGGAAUUAGUAGUAAGCAUCACCUGCUGGAUAAUACCGUCCUUAGGGGAAGCGUCUGGGUAAUGGCGUCUAUUGCAGUCGCGGGAAAUUUGAUAGUAAUUUUUGGGCGUUAUUUUCAUAAUUCUCGCAGCCAUGUAGAACAUUCACUGUACCUUCGACAUCUUGCCAUCAGCGAUCUACUUAUGGGAAUCUACUUAACGAUAAUAGCGUGUGCGGAUAUUGCCUUCCGUGGCGAAUAUAUCAUGCAUGAGGCAGCCUGGCGGGCGAGUAUAUCCUGUUCAAUAUGUGGAUUCCUAAGUACACUAAGUUGCCAGUCAUCAACUCUGCUGUUAACGCUCGUCACAUAUGACCGACUGAUAUCCGUCAUACGACCCCUUCAAGUCCGGACAGCUAGCAAAACAGUCGUUAUACUCCGAUUAGCCUUUCUGUGGGGAUGUUCGUUUGCUGCUGCAGCCGCUCCACUCACAGCCGCCCCGUACUUUGGAGCACACUUUUAUGGUAGCAACGGUGUCUGCUUGUCCUUGCACAUUCACGACCCUUAUGCCAGGGGAUGGGAAUAUUCUGCAGCGAUGUAUAUUUUCAUCAAUAUGAUUUCAUUAGUUUUUAUAAUCAUUUCCUAUUUGAGAAUGCUGCAGGCAAUUCGAGGUUCCGGUGAAGCGAUGCGGAGUACGUUAAGAGGCCGAGAAAACGUAGUGGCGAGGAGGUUUGCGAUAAUUGUUGCGACUGAUUGUGCAUGCUGGUUGCCAGUAAUUAUUGUCAAACUGGUCGCCCUUGGAGGAAUCAAAAUCUCACCAUCACUCUAUGCGUGGCUCGCGGUUCUAGUGCUUCCAGUAAAUUCAGCCUUGAAUCCAGUCCUCUACACGCUGACAACAGCUUCGUUCAAGCAACAAGUGAAAAAGUAUUUUCACAAGUUUCCUUGCGGAGCCAUAGUUGAACCCAGGUCACAAACCGGAUAUGAGUCAGCGUUGAGCAUAAGUUUGGGUCAUGCCCCGACUAACUCGGGACGCAAACGUCUUCUACAGAAGAAUGUUAGCUACGUAUAAGACUUUUCCGGAACGCAACACGCAAAGCGGGAGCAAGUUCAGUCUGCGAAUGAGCUUCUCCGUAGGCAGCAACCGGAAAAAGUUCCACGAAAAGCGCCCAACCGGGGCUGCCAAGCUAUAAUACAUCGAAAGAUAAACAGACUUGAUUUCGUUCUGCUUUUUAUCUUGGCGGAAGGAAUUUCUAAAAGAUUGUGAUAAUAAAAUGAACAACAAAAACAUUUUUUUUCUCGCUUCAAGUUUUUACGUCUAGUCAAUUUUAUUGAAGUUAUUUGAAAAUGUUAA
Molecule: messenger RNA, 3151 nt
Organism: Hermetia illucens (black soldier fly)
Lineage: Eukaryota; Metazoa; Arthropoda; Insecta; Diptera; Stratiomyidae
Gene: Lgr4
Product: relaxin receptor 2
Exons: 20
Coding region: 599-2869 (756 amino acids)
Biological process (GO): G protein-coupled receptor signaling pathway
Cellular component (GO): membrane
Molecular function (GO): G protein-coupled receptor activity; protein binding
Source: RefSeq, a predicted model, not a curated record